Sphaeramia orbicularis (orbiculate cardinalfish) is the source of this 5167-nucleotide messenger RNA. RefSeq names its product disintegrin and metalloproteinase domain-containing protein 10-like. Gene Ontology annotation, cellular component: synaptic membrane; plasma membrane. Lineage: Eukaryota; Metazoa; Chordata; Actinopteri; Kurtiformes; Apogonidae. Gene Ontology annotation, biological process: Notch signaling pathway; membrane protein ectodomain proteolysis. The coding region runs from base 103 to 2484 and encodes 793 amino acids. The transcript is spliced from 16 exons. The record is from RefSeq and is a predicted model, not a curated record. Gene Ontology annotation, molecular function: metalloendopeptidase activity involved in amyloid precursor protein catabolic process.
GGAGAGAGAGGAGGCGAUGAGAGGAAGCUGCAAUAAACACACAGGGCGUCUGCGCCUAUCUAAGUAGGACAAUAAAGUGAAAACGGUAUCAAUGCUCUAACAAUGGAUUUGUCAGAUAUGCUCCUUCUUAAAGUUUUCCUCUUCGUGUACUUACUUAACUACACCCAAGGACAUUAUAGGAAUCCUCUGAACAAGUACAUCCGUCACUAUGAAGGCCUGUCGUAUGACACAGAGCUUAUUCACAGCAAUCAUCAGAGGGCCAAGAGGGCGCUCUCUCAUGAAGACAAGUUCCUUCAUUUAGAAUUUCACGCCCAUGGAAGGCAUUUUAAUUUACGUAUGAAGAGAGAUACCACCUUAUUUGCUCAAGAUUUGAAGCUGGAUUUUUCAGGCGAAGAGAUUCCAUACGAUACCUCCCAUAUCUACUCUGGAGAAAUCUAUGGUGAAAAAGGUACCCUCUCCCAUGGCUCCAUUGUGGAUGGUAAGUUUGAGGGCUUCAUUCAGAGCUACCAUGGCACCUACUACGUGGAGCCCGCUGACAGAUACAUGGAGGGCAAGAAUGUGCCUUUCCACUCCGUCAUCUACCACGAAGACGACAUACUCUACCCGCACAAGUACGGUCCAGAGGGAGGCUGUGCUGAUAGCUCAGUGUUUGAAAGGAUGAAGAAGUAUCAGGCCUCUGCUGUAGGGGAGCCACCCAAGGAGCUCCACACCGAGGCCGACUCGAAUGACGCAGUGCUGCUGAGGAAGAAGAGAAUGGCUCAGGCAGAGAAAAACACCUGCCAGCUCUUCAUUCAGACUGACCACCUCUUCUACAAGUACUACAAAACCAGAGAGGCUGUCAUUGCUCAGAUCUCCAGUCACGUCAAGGCCAUCGACGCCAUCUAUCAGGGAACAGACUUCAUGGGCAUUCGCAACAUCAGCUUCAUGGUGAAAAGGAUCAGGAUCAACACUACCAAUGAUGAGAAAGACAGAUCCAACCCAUUCCGCUUUGCUAAUAUUGGAGUGGAGAAGUUUCUGGAGCUGAACUCGGAACAGAACCAUGACGACUACUGCUUGGCUUACGUUUUCACUGACAGAGACUUUGAUGAUGGAGUUUUGGGGUUGGCCUGGGUGGGAGCCCCUUCAGGGAGCUCCGGUGGAAUUUGCGAGAAAAGUAAGCUGUAUUCAGAUGGCAAGAAGAAGUCUCUCAACACAGGAAUAAUAACUGUACAGAACUAUGCCUCCCACGUACCUCCAAAAGUCUCCCAUAUCACUUUUGCACAUGAAGUAGGACACAACUUUGGCUCCCCGCAUGACUCUGGAUCUGAGUGCACGCCAGGAGAAUCCAAGAGCCAAGACAAGAAGGAGAAGGGCAAUUAUAUCAUGUAUGCACGAGCUACAUCGGGCGACAAACUCAACAAUAAUAAGUUCUCCAUCUGUAGUGUGCGUAACAUCAGCCAGGUGCUGGAGAAGAAAAGAAGCAACUGCUUUGUUGAGUCUGGGCAGCCCAUCUGUGGGAAUGGUCUGGUGGAGCCUGGAGAGGAGUGUGACUGUGGUUACAGUGACCAGUGCAAGGACCAGUGCUGCUACGACGCCAACCAGCCCGAUAACAAGAAGUGCAAAUUGAAGUCCAAUAAAGUCUGCAGUCCCAGUCAGGGUCCCUGUUGCACCGCCGAGUGCACAUACAAGAGUCGUAACGACAAGUGCAGAGAGGAAUCGGAAUGUGCUCACCAGGGCAUGUGUAAUGGAGUCAGCGCUCAGUGCCCCACAUCCGAGCCCAAAGCCAACUUCACCGCCUGCCACGGAGAAACUCAAGUCUGCCUCAACGGGGGCUGCUCUGGGUCCAUCUGUGAAAAGUAUGGACUCGAGGCGUGUACCUGCGCCAGCCAAGAUGGCAAGGAUGAGACUGAGCUGUGCCACGUGUGCUGCAUGGACAAGAUGAAUCCGAACACAUGCAGCAGUACAGGGUCCGAGCGCUUGGCUCGGUUCUUCAAUAAGAAGGUGACCACCCUUCCGGCUGGCUCACCCUGCAAUGACUUCAAGGGCUACUGUGACGUGUUCAUGAAGUGCCGCCUGGUGGACGCAGAUGGACCUCUUGCCAGGCUGAAGAAGGCCAUCUUUAACCCAGAGCUUUAUGAAAAUAUAGCCGAGUGGAUUGUGGCCCACUGGUGGGCAGUACUACUGAUGGGUAUCGCUCUCAUCAUGCUCAUGGCUGGUUUCAUCAAGAUCUGCAGUGUUCACACACCAAGCAGUAACCCCAAACUCCCCCCACCUAAACCACUUCCAGGCACUUUGAAGAGGAGGCGAGCGCAGCAGCAUGCCAACUCCCAGGUGCAGCACCAGUCUCAGCACCAGCACGGCCACAGCGGUCACGGUGGCCACGGCGGCCAUGGCGGCCACGGCGGCCAACGACAACAGCAGAGGCAGCCGCAGCGACAGGCGCAGCCGCAGAGGCACCACCGUCAGCCCAGAGAGAACUAUCAAAUGGGCCAGAUGAGACGCUGAGACCCCGCACCCCACCUCCCACCCCCCAAUGCCUUGGCUCCUCCUUGUGCCUACAGUGGGAAACAAAAGCGUCACUCCAUCCAAAGAAAAGCCUGACAUGGUUGUUAGUCAUCAUCAUAUCCUUCAUCGACAGACAAAACAGACACAUGAAAAGAGAAAACACUAUCUAGCAACUUGGCUCUUUGUGGAGUGGACUCGACCAUCAGCCAUUUCCAAUGCAGUGCGAUCUAGCAUCUUUUUCCACCUUUUUUUCUUUUCUAAGGAGUGCCAAGGAGUUAAGGAAUCAUGUGUAGCUUUAGUACAUUUUGUGAUGUGUUUUUUCGUUUUAUUGCAACGUCUUCUUGAGUGACACGCCCGUGGCUGCUGGUGAAUUGUUCCGUGCUUUUCUUUUCGCCAUUCUAGCCAGGAAUGAGAGACACUCAGCGGGGAUUUGCGGCACUUUUGUGAUUUACACACAUUCAAAUGGCAAAAGACACAGGCUCUGGUGUCUCGUGCAGACAGUCCUCUGCAUGUGAUUGUACAUAUUUAGUGUAUUAUAAGUGAAAAACUAUUUCUUCUACUGUAAAUGUGUAAUUCUUCACUUUUUUUCUUUUAUUUUUCGGUUAGUGCUCUCAGGACUCUUAACACAUAAAUGAAGGAGUGAUGGUUGUGAUGAGUUCCUUGGACGUAGCUGUUGAGGAUUUGAUCGCCGAGUCCCCUUUGCAGUCGUCCAGUCAGGUGGAUCUCUUUCACUUUUGCUAGAUUGCUAGAUUUCAACAAGGUCACCAUAUCCCACAUUUACGGCCUUCUUUGUUCAUGGUCCUUUUUUUUUUUUCUUUGUCUUGCUAACAUCAUGUUUUGCUCAUAUUGUGUAACAAGCUAGAUGAGGCAUUGAACCGUGGGAACAGAAAGGGAAAACUAUCACCUAGUUUGGUACACCUUUUAUUGUCUUUCUUAAUUUUUGUUUUUGAUAAUGAAGAAUGAAUAACCACUAACUGAAGCUGUUCGGAUAUGAAGACGAGGGAAAGUGAAGGCUGCUGUGGCUUAGUUUAGAAGUGAGAGUGUAUCAUGUUACAGAGUUAGUUUACAUGAGUGUGGAAAUAAAUUUAAAAACGACUCCGGUGUGGAUGUAAAAAGAAAAAAAAAAAAGAUAAAAUCAUUCUAUUAUUCUUCAGAUAGUGAAUCUAAGAACUUUUCAAUGUGGGCAUGCAGACACAUUUAUUAAAUGUGACUAUUAAUUGACCAAGGUCUGUAAUAUUUGUACGUCACUCAACACAAUUUACUUUGACAGCUAUUAAUGUUGGUCUGGAAGGAGCGGCAGUGGAACGCAGCAGUAUUGUUACCGGUUUUCACCAACACAUUCCGUAGAGUACACUAGUUUGACAGGAGAAGAGACGCUGUUUGAUUUGUAGAAUUCACCUGCAGCUAACUCCUCCGUCACUUUUCUUCAUGGACUAAAUCCCCUUAAGAGCUCAUGAGUGCAGGCUUCAGUGGAAGUUUACAUCAGCGUGCCAUACGACUUUAUCAAGCUGAUUUUAUUUUAUUUUAUUUUUCUUGUGCACAGGAGGUUUUGGGGCCACUUUAAAUGAAUGGAAGUCAGAAUUUGACAAGAGUGAUGUGUUGUGGAAAUGUUCGACCUCAGGUGUUUUCUUACCCCUUCGCAGUGCGAUGGGGAGGGGUUGGGAAAGGAUAACAAACUAACACUUACUGAGGAAAUCUAGUCAUGUGGGAAUGAGAUCACAGAACACUAAUGCUUUGUUGCACACAGACAAUGAAGCAGCGGGUUUUGCGAUUCUAGUAUUUGUGCUCUGACUUUAUUUUACUUUGGCUUUAUGUUUUAAAUGCAUGCAGUACUAAUCACAGCUAAACUCUGAGUGCAUUUGUCCUGACAGCAACCACACAUGUGCUCUGGAGGGGACGUAACACUAAUUCUUUCACAGUUACAGAUCAAGUCAGACGAAUUUGAGAUGAAUUGGGCAGGUUGUUCUACUUUACUUCUUAUGUCUGUACAAAUGGAGCUCUUUUUAAAUUUCAUCCUCUAGGCCCGAUUGCGCCUGUAAAAGCCUAGACAAUUUCCGUGUAAACUUGUACAGUACUUCGAAAAUUUGCAUUUCAUUUGAAAAUGAGAAUUACAUUUUGAUACAUUUGUUCAUUUUUUUGUAUUCUAAUUCCAGUUGUUCAAAGAUGUUCAUAUGUGACAAACUUUCCUCUCUUCUAAGUUAUUUAUGUUCCUAUAUGUGCUAGCUGAACUGGAGUUUGCUUAUGAUACUUUUCUCCACCAUCAUCAAUGGUAAAAACAAUUCAGUGUGAUGGAGUUAAUGUUACAUUCUCAUUUUUGUCUUCGUUAUCCUGUGGCAUGGUUUGGGUAGAAGAGCAGAAGAAUAAUGCCUGUAAAUUUACUUUCUUUUUAAUUUCGUAGUCUUGGUAAAGUUUUUAGAUAAACGUGCACUGAAAUGUCCAAAUUGAGUUGAAAUGUUGUAGGUGAUGUAGGCCGAAAGAACACAAGAUUAAAAAGUAAUACUACUGUCUGAUUUUAAUGUUCACUGUGUUUUAUACAGUAUCAGAAAUUUUUGUUCACUUUGAACAUUUUUACUAAAAAAAAAAAUUUCAAAUUGUAUUGUGCAAAGAGAUGUAAUUUUUGGAGUACUUGAAAUGCAUUAAUUAAAAGACUCGUUCAAAAUAAAAUAGACCCCUGUUUACUGUC